AUGCCACAAACAUCUCAUAGCCUUUCAAAAUUCCAAUACAAUACAACAAAUGCCUGUGAUUAUUGCAAACGUUUAAAAAUUAGAUGCAAAAAGGUAGCGCUUCCCGAUCAGUCUACCAAAUGUAAUGAAUGUAUAAAACGUAAUAUUGAAUGCAUUUAUUCUGUUCAACCAAGAAGACGUCCUAUUGAACCCAAUAGAGAUUCUGAACAUAAAGAUAAUGAGUUAUUAUCCAUCACAUUAGAUAUUCUCACCUCUACCUCAUCAUUGCCAUGUCCAUAUGAAAAUAUUUCAGGCCAUCAUUGUCAUAUGGGAUGUAUUGUGAGAUAUAAAAAUACCCAUUACAACUAG
Molecule: messenger RNA, 348 nt
Organism: Cetraspora pellucida
Lineage: Eukaryota; Fungi; Glomeromycota; Glomeromycetes; Diversisporales; Gigasporaceae
Source: the annotation of a GenBank genome assembly